Stegodyphus dumicola is the source of this 1742-nucleotide messenger RNA. It is a transcript of the gene Cdk8, whose product is annotated as cyclin-dependent kinase 8. Gene Ontology annotation, biological process: protein phosphorylation. Gene Ontology annotation, cellular component: nucleus. NCBI's taxonomy places the organism in Eukaryota, Metazoa, Arthropoda, Arachnida, Araneae, Eresidae. The record is from RefSeq and is a predicted model, not a curated record. Gene Ontology annotation, molecular function: protein serine/threonine kinase activity; ATP binding.
UCUGUUAAUUUUAAGCCGACAGUUUAGCGGCAUUGUAUGUUACAGAGAAUUAGCUAAUGUGAAAUUCAAUUAAUGCUCUCGUCUAAUAAUUUGCGUUUUGAGAUGCCAUGUAUCUUGGUACAUCCAAAAAUGCUUCUCGGAAUCUUUCAAAAACUGUACAAUGAUGACCUUUGAGGGAUCUGGCAGGUCCUCUUCAGGACCCCUUCAGUGUAUUCUUCUGGAAAUUUGUAAUUUAAACUAGUAAGCUGGGAUUGUAAUAAAAUAAAUCUUUGCUAGGUUAUGGAUUUCGAUUUCAAAAUACGUACAGCUAAUGAAAGAGCUAAAGUCGAAGAUUUAUUCGAAUAUGAAGGUUGUAAAGUUGGAAGAGGAACAUAUGGCCAUGUUUACAAGGCAAGACGAAAGGAUGGAUCUGAUCCUAAAGACUAUGCCUUGAAACAAAUAGAAGGUACAGGAAUAUCAAUGUCUGCUUGCAGAGAAAUCGCACUGCUUAGGGAAUUAAAACAUCCAAAUGUGAUAAGCCUUCAAAGGGUUUUUCUUUCUCAUACGGAUAGAAAAGUUUGGCUGCUUUUUGAUUAUGCUGAACAUGACUUGUGGCAUAUAAUUAAAUUUCACAGGGCUGCUAAAGCCAACAAAAAGCCAGUAUUAGUGCCAAAAGGUAUGGUGAAAUCUCUUUUAUACCAGAUUUUGGAUGGAAUCCAUUAUCUACAUUCAAACUGGGUUCUACAUAGAGAUCUGAAACCUGCUAAUAUAUUAGUCAUGGGAGAAGGACCAGAAAGAGGAAGAGUAAAAAUAGCUGAUAUGGGCUUUGCACGACUCUUCAAUUCUCCUCUAAAACCUCUUGCAGAUCUGGAUCCUGUGGUUGUCACAUUUUGGUACAGAGCUCCUGAACUUCUACUUGGAGCAAGGCAUUAUACCAAAGCCAUAGAUAUAUGGGCAAUUGGAUGCAUAUUUGCUGAAUUGUUAACAUCGGAGCCAAUAUUCCAUUGUCGUCAGGAAGAUAUUAAGACUAGUAAUCCAUAUCAUCAUGAUCAGUUAGAUAGGAUAUUCAAUGUUAUGGGUUUUCCUCAAGAAAAGGAUUGGGAGGACAUAAAGAAAAUGCCAGAACAUACCACUUUGUUAAAGGAUUUCAAACGUUCCAACUAUUCUAAUUGUUCCCUAAUCAAGUACAUGGAAAAACACAAAGUGAAGCCCGACAGUAAAGCCUUUUUGUUACUUCAAAAGCUUUUGUUGAUGGAUCCUACAAAAAGAAUCACAUCAGAGCAGGCGAUGCAAGAUAGUUAUUUUCAGGAAGAACCUUUACCGACCCAAGACGUGUUUGCUGGGUAUCACAUUCCUUAUCCAAAACGAGAAUUUUUAACAGAUGAUGAGCAAGAGGAUAAAUCUGAUACAAAUAAGACCAAUGCCAACAACAAUCAAGGUAAUCAAGACAACAAUAACCAUGGCCCGAGUGCGAAACGUGUGCGCAUGGCCCCUCCUAUUACCACGACGGCAACAUCGUCCUCGCAGUCUCACAUGGGAGGUGGAGGAGUACAACAGUCGCAGUCCUCCAUGAAUUUCAACACAGGAGCAGGAAAUCCGCAACAGAGUGGAACUGGUGGCUUCCCUCAACACUUCUAGGCAAGAUUAUAAAAUUAAUUGUUCAAAUAGGAAUUACAAUUUCAUGAUGUGCAUUUUUCAAAUCAUGCAUUGCUCAUUGUUUGUAAUUACUCAUCAUAUAAAUAAAUUUUUCUUAAAAAAAUGAA